CUAACAUGUGGAAGAUUUUCCAUGUGGGCUCUGGUGCAUCCUAAACUGUGAAUAUUUCAUUUACUAGUUAUUUAGGUGAUAAAAUAUUUAUUUUGUAGUUUAUAAACAUGUCUUUCUUUAUAAAGAAAAGGGGCUCGGCUGCCCCCGGUAAAGGAGAGAAAACUGCGGGUUCUAACAGAAAGGCUGAUCAGAGUGGGAAAGGACGAUCAAAAAAGCUCAACAAAAGACUGAAUGAGGAAAUAUCCAGCGAAUCAGAAAAUGAAAAUGUUGAGGUGCAGACUAGAAAACGGAAAGACAUGGAAGAGGACGAGAUCGAGGAGACGCCACAGGAAAAGAAGUUGCGUCUGGCUAAACUUUACCUGGAGCAGCUGAAAGAUGAAGAAGAGAAAAAGGCGGAGGACGAGGAGUUCGAGUCCGACCUGAUUGCUGGACGAUUACAGGAGGAUGUGCUGGAGCAGAAGGGGAAACUACAGAGGCUCAUAGCCAAAGAGCUCGUAGCCCCGGACCCUGCUGAGAUCCGGUUAUUGAGAGGACACAAACUUGCAGUCACAUGCCUGGUAAUCACUCUGGAUGAGAAAUACAUUUUCUCUGCGUCUAAAGAUUGUUCCAUUAUCAAAUGGGAGGUGGAGAGUGGGAAGAAGGUACAGAAGAUCGCAAGAGGGAGCAAACAAACGGACGAACAGCAUGUCGGUCACACGGCUCACAUCCUCUGCAUGGCCAUCUCCUCCGAUGGAAAGUAUCUGGCCACGGGGGACAUGAACAAGCUGAUUAUGAUUUGGGAAGCGGCUACAUGUAAACAUCUGUACAAGUUCACAGGACACAGAGAUGCUGUAUCGGGUCUGGCCUUCAGAAGAGGCACGCAUGACCUGUACAGUGCCUCCCAUGACCGCUCGGUCAAAGUGUGGAACGUAGAUGAGAACUCCUACGUGGAGACCCUGUUCGGGCACCAGGACGCCAUCACCGGGUUGGACUGCCUCGGACGGGAGCGGUGCGUGACGUCGGGGGGUCGGGACAGAACGGUCCGAGUGUGGAAGAUUGCGGAGGAGACGCAGCUCGUCUUUCACGGUCACCAGAGCUCCAUCGAUUGUGUUCAGCUCAUAAAUGAAGAGCACAUGGUUUCAGGAGGUGAUGACGGCUCUGUGGCUGUCUGGUCCGUGGGCAAGAAGAAGCCGCUAAGCACGGUGAGGCGGGCGCACGGUCUCCAUGGCAACACAGGACUAGAGGAGCCCAACUGGAUUUCGUCGGUCGCCGCGCUGCACAACUCGGACACCGUGGCCUCAGGUGCCUCAGGAUCCCAUAAUUCAACAGUACAACUGUGGAAGUGUGGGCCGGGGUUCAGAGGACUGGAGCCGCUCUUCAGCGUCCCGGUGGCCGGUUUUGUGAACAGCUUGAAGUUUUCAAACACAGGAAGAUUCCUGGUGGCCGGAGUUGGACAGGAACACAGACUGGGCCGAUGGUGGAGGAUAAAGGAAGCGAAGAAUGGACUGUACAUCAUUCCCCUCAAACGACAGAACAAAGAGACGAACGUCGAGCAGUAACAGAUUAAUCACAUCUGGAUCAGUGAUGUUUUUGUUGAUGGAUUUUGGUUUUGUUAUUAUACUGUGAUUAUACGUGAUGUUGUAUAUCCACAAAUCUAAAGAUUAAGCUUCAGUUUAACAGUUUCA
Molecule: messenger RNA, 1664 nt
Organism: Trichomycterus rosablanca
Lineage: Eukaryota; Metazoa; Chordata; Actinopteri; Siluriformes; Trichomycteridae
Gene: rrp9
Product: ribosomal RNA processing 9, U3 small nucleolar RNA binding protein
Exons: 15
Coding region: 108-1538 (476 amino acids)
Cellular component (GO): small-subunit processome
Molecular function (GO): U3 snoRNA binding; protein binding
Source: RefSeq, a predicted model, not a curated record